Molecule: messenger RNA, 20487 nt
Organism: Homarus americanus (American lobster)
Lineage: Eukaryota; Metazoa; Arthropoda; Malacostraca; Decapoda; Nephropidae
Gene: shot
Product: microtubule-actin cross-linking factor 1-like
Exons: 36
Coding region: 148-18666 (6172 amino acids)
Biological process (GO): intermediate filament cytoskeleton organization; wound healing
Cellular component (GO): cytoplasm; membrane; intermediate filament
Molecular function (GO): calcium ion binding; microtubule binding; structural molecule activity
Source: RefSeq, a predicted model, not a curated record
CUUCCCUCUGAGGGUAAACCAGAGCCAUCCACAAAGCCCCUUCCAUCUGAGGGUAAAGCACAACCACACACUCAGGCCCUGCCUUCUGAAGGUAAACCAGAACCCUCCAGUCAGGCCCUACCCUCUGAGGGUAAACCAGAGCCUUUCAUGCCUUCUGAUGGUAAACCAGAACCAUCCAGUCAGGCCCUGCUCCCUGAAGAUAAACCACAACCUUCCCUGCCUUCUGAAAGUAAACCAGAACCCUCCACAGGUGCCUUGUCUGCUGAUAGUAAACCAAAAUCACCCAUUAAAUCUCCUUCAGAAGAUAAAGAAAUGGAGGAUACAGCUCGAGAAAGGGAUGAACAUAAGCCUUCAGUAGAGGGUAAGAAAGCUGUGGAAAGCAAACCUGACCAACAGAGGGAUAAAGCUAGCCCAGUGAAAACCCCAAGCAGAGAUAAAACCCCCAAUGACCAAGACUCUGAGAGGAAGAUGUCUCUUGGGGAAAGAACAAGAGAACGUGUCACAACAGAGCCUAAGUUCAGUGUUGCUAUUGGUCGUGCAAAAUCGAUGCCACGUCCUGAUCAUGAGGGAAAACAAGUAAUAUUACAGAAAGUAUGCAGAAAAACUAUGAGACCAAAGCAAGCAGCCUCCAAGGGUGUUGUUGAUGAGAAAACUGCUGCCAUCCUGGAGGACCCCAAUACUUUCCGAGGGCCUGAGGGUGAGUCUUUGUCAUUAGAGGACGCUUUAAGAUUAAAGAAAGUUGAUGGUAAUAGUGGAGCCAUUGUUGAUAUAGCAUGUGGGGUACCAUUAACCAUCAAUGAGGCUGUUGAGAAUGGUGUCCUUGAUGGUGCUACAGGCAGAGUCUUAGUGCCGGUUGGAAGAAGUGUUACUUUGCCUGAAGUAAUAUCUCAAGGACUUUAUGAUAUUGAAUCUCAACGAUUCAUUCAUCCAGAGACCGGCACCAGAUUGACUCUACACGAGGCUAUACUGUGUGAUAUUAUCGAUCCAUCGUCACAGAUAUUGGAGCCAGACACACAACAAAUCAUUACUCUGGAUGAAGCUAUUUCAAAGGGGAUUAUUAACCAAAACUCUGGCCAGGUGAACUUAAAGAAAGGUCCAGUGUCUAUGUUAGAGGCAGUUGAUGCUUCCAAUGUGUUUGUUACCUCAGCAGUGGCUAGGGUUGAUUGGCUUCCUCCUCUUGGAAUGACCUUCCCUGUGGCAUUGGAGAGAGGCCUUGUGGAUGCAGACAAUAAAGAAAUCAUUAACCCAGUGACAAGUGACCGCCAGCCCUUGAAGAUGGCUAUUGACAAUGACUUUAUCCUUGCUCUGCCUUGCCCUAUUCUGCCAGAUAGUGUACAGGUUACACAAGCUCUGGAUUGCAAACUGAUAAAUACCAAUGCCUGCACAUUCACCGUUCCAAAUACUGGUGAAGAAGUUCCAGUUAUGGAGGCUGUUGAAAGUGGCUUGCUGCAGAUCAGACCUAUGACAAAAGUAAUAACUGAUAAAACAGAUGUAAGAAGAGAGGUUUCCUUCACAGAAACUGUUACUUCAUAUGAAACUAUUACAACCAAGACUGUGAGAGUAGUAUCUGGUUAUGUACUGAUCAGCCCAACUGAGGUGAAGAAUACCAACACAGGGGAAGUGAUAACACUUGAAGAGGCAAAGAAGCAAGGAAUGGUUGUAGAAAUUGACUCCGAGACCAGUGGGCAGAAGCUGACAUUCAGAGAGGCUGUUGAGCGAGGACUCAUUGAUUUUGCAAGUGGAACCUUCCAGGACCCUGAAACUAACCGCAAAAUUCCGAUUGACAAAGCUAUUCAACUAGGUUUGGUUGAACCCGUAGAACCUGCACCAUCGACUGAGGUAACCAGUAAGAUUAACAUCAUGCAGGCCUUCUCUACUAUAUAUCAUGAACAGUCUGGCAAGUUCAAAGACCCACAAACUGGAACAUUGUUGACUCUAGACGAAGCCGUUGAUAAAGGAGUAAUUGAUCCAGAUGCAAUGGUCUAUGACACGAAGAGUGGUGAUGCAUUAACUACGAAGGAGGCCAUCGAUAAAGGAGUAAUUGACGUUAAAGCCGGUGACUUUAUCGAUCCUAAAUCUGGGACUAAAGUAAAAGUUAAAGAUGCUGUCAAGAUGGGUCUACUUGCUGUCAUAGGUGCUCCUAUUCUUGCAGGAAUGGCAGUCAAAGAAGUCAUUAAAGGUGCUCGGGAGAAAAUGAAAACUUCUCCAAAACAGGUCAGGACAACCAUAGUUACAGAGAUAGUUCAGGAAUAUAUGCCAGCCAGAACAGCUGAAGACAUGCUGCAGAGGCCAUCUUUAAGCCCUGAAGACAAGUUGUAUUUCCCUAUCAUUGAAGUUGGCCAGAAGAUGACACUGAGAACUGCAAUGGAGGGAUGUUACAUCGAUGUUGAUUUGUGUGUUGUUGUUGUCCCGUCCACAGGAGACAGACAACCAUUACGGCGAGCAGUGAGAGAAGGUUCUAUUACACUUGUUACUGUCAUCGAAAUUCGAAGUAGAACUGAAAUCUGGAUUGUUGAGGAAAUAACAAUUAUAACAGAAGUGGUCAAGACCUUAGAUCCGGCAGUUAUGGCUCAAAGGGAACAGUAUGAUCCUGAGAAUGGUAAUUUCAUCGACCCAAGGACAGGAGAACCAGUAUCCUUCCAGAAAGCCGUGGAGAUAGGCUCAUUAAUUCCAGAUCAUACUCUUGUGAAAGAUCCUUUAAAUGGUCGAGAAAUUCCUCUCACUGAUGCUAUUAAAGAGGGCAUUGUUGACCCUACUACAGGUGAAAUCUUAGACUCUCAGACUGGGGAAUGUUUACCAUUCUUUGAGGCUGCAAAGAAUGGUUUAGUGAAGGCUGAUGACAAAAAGGAACUUAAGAAAUUGGAAGAAAAACCAGAACCCAUGAUUGCUCUUAAUGAGGCCAUUGAGCAGGGCCUACUCAAACCUGAUACUGGGAUGUUCACGAAUCCAACUACUGGCAAAAGUAUGGUAAUUGGAGAUGCUGUACAAAGUGGCCUUCUUGACCCAUCCACAGUGCAGAUCUUUGACCCUAGGAAUGAAGACAUCGUUUCUCUAAAGGAAGCAGUAGAGAUUGGUCUUGUUGACUUGGAUUCAGCGACAUUUACUGACCCAGAAAAUGGUUGCGAGAUAGACUUCACUACAGCCCUUACCAAAGGAAUAUUAGUACCCAAGAGAAAGCCCAUGUCUCUAGUGGCUGUAGUGAGGAAGAAUCUUUAUGACCCAAAGUCUGGGAAGAUCACAGACACACUCAUGAAACAAAAACUAGAUGUGGAUGAUGCUGUUAAGAGAGGAGUUGUUGACUCUUUCAUCACACUAUGUAAAGAUGCAAAGGCAGACAAGUUCAUCACCUUGGAUGAUGCUUUAACCAAUGACUUGGUUGUAGCUCAGAAUGGGAAGUUAAAGAACACAAAAAAGAAUACUUUCAUCACUUUUGAUGAAGCAGUACGACAGAGUAUGAUAGUAAUACAACGGAACCCUGUAACUCUAACUGAUGCAGUGCUAAGUGACAUGUAUGAUCCACAGGAAGGCCACUUCUAUGAUGCUUGUGAGGGCGAAGAUUUAACAUUAAAUGCAGCAAUAUUUUAUAAAUUGGUUGAUGCAAAUACAUGCAGAGUAAAGAUAAAUGAAGAAACAUACACUGUUAGUGAUGCUCUUGACAAGGCUAUUUUGGAUGGUGAAAAUGGAAAAUUACUUCAGCCAGAAGAGCUAAGCCUUGAUGAGGCAGUGAGAAAAGGUUACCUUGUGCCAGCUAUUGGUUCCCUCUCAUUACAACAAGUUCUUGAAGAUGGCUUAUAUGAUCCAGAGACUGGUCUGAUCACUGUAGAUGGUGACCGCAUCACCAUAAAGGAAGCUGUCCAGCGAAAUAUUAUUGAUCCUUCUUGCCUCUCGGUAAAAGAUCCACGAACUGGUGAACCAAUCACUCUGGAAGAUGCUAUCAAAGUUGGCAUUAUUGAUCCCACCACUGGAACAUUCAGAGACCCUGUAACAGGAGCUGAUGUUGAAUUAAUGGAGGCCUUGACUAAAGGUGUUGUUAUAGAAGGUCGAACAAAGUUUACCCUCUAUCAGGCUGUGACCAAAGGGCUGUAUAACCCUAGCACAGGCCGUGUCACCAGUCCCCUGUCGCCAGACCAGAUGACUGUUGGCCGUGCAAUACGUGCUGGUCUCAUUGACACGAAUACAACUCUGGCCAGAGACCCUACAACAGAAAAACUUAUGAGUUUCAAGCAUGCUAUUGGGAAGGAACUUGUUGAUACCAGAACUGGGAUGUUCAACUUUGGAAGAAUUAAGAAGAUGAAUUUCAAGGAUGCAUUUGAGCAGGACUACCUUCUUGAGGCACCAAUGCCAAUGGCUUUGAGAGUUGUGAUUAUGAAGGAACUCUAUGAAGAGGAAUGUGGAAAAUUCCUGAAUCCAUCCACAGGGGAAUGGAUUACACUCUCUGAAGCAUUGGCUAUACAGAUGAUUGAUCCUGACUCCACGCAUGUGAAGGACACGCUCUCUGGUCGCCUGAAGAAAGUGAAUCUAAGGGAAGCUGUUGAGUAUAAAAUAAUUGAUGGGGAGUCUGCUUUAGUAAAGAACCACCAGACAGGUAGCUGGCACACCUUACUGGAGGCAUACGAACUGACACUCAUUGUGGACAGUCGUGUAGCCAUGUCACUGCAGCGUGCACUACACCAGGGACUGCUCGAUGAUGAGCAGGGACUUCUGACUGAUGUUAACACUGGCAGGAAGAUCACGUUACAUGAGGCUAUGCGGCGACUUGUUAUAAAUCCCAGCCUGCCUUGCUACUGGGACAGCAACACUUCCAAUUGUUUGUCACUUGUACAGACCUGCAGGGAAGGCAUUAUUGAUCGCAGACAUGGCAAGUUUAAUGACCCAAAGUCUGGCUGCACCCUCACCCUCAUAGAUGCUCUUGAGCACGGUAUGAUCCUUGAUAUUGACAAACCACAAAGUCUGUAUGAUGCAGUUACUAUGGGCUUCCAUGAUAAUAAGUCGGGCCGCAUGAUCCAACCAAACACGGGUCGAAAAUUGACUCUAGCAGAUGCUUGUAAGCAAGAUAUAGUUGAUCCGUCUAUCUCGGUCAUCAGAGAUCCAAUUAAAUCUCGUUUCUUGAAGUUAAAUGUAGCUGUUGAUGAAGGAAUCAUUGAUGAUAUGAAGGGCAAAUACAUCAUGCCCAAGACUAAAGAAGAACUGACACUUGAAGAUGCUGUUGACAAACACUUAAUAGUUACUUCCAAGCGGCCACUCACUGUUGAAGAAGCAUUACAGUACUGUCUGUUUUCUCCAGAAACUGGACGGUUUACAGAGCCAUGUGUGGGAGACAAGCUUGAUAUUGCAGAGGCCAUUACUCAUGGUCUUAUUGAUGGCAACACCUCUGCCCUGAAGAACCCUGUGGACGAGUCCAUUAAGAGCAUCCGAUCUGCCAUAGAGGACAAAGAGAUUGAUGCUUCUAAAGGCCUUGUCACCGAUCCUAAAUCUAUGAAGGCUUACACCAUCAAUGUAGCAUAUGAAAAAGGACUUAUUGUGACUGUAGGCAAACCAAUUAGCUUCAUGCAGGCAGUUAGAGAGGGUUCCAUUGACUUUGAGAAAGGCACUUAUACAGAUCCAGAAUCAAAGAAGGAGUACACAUUAGAAGAAGCCCUCUGCUUUGAACUUAUUGAUCCUGAUUCUGCAGUUAUUAAGGAUCCAAACACUGGCAGAUACAAAACGCUAAAGCGAGCCAUCGGGGAAGGACUAAUUGACUUAAAGAAACGGGCUCUUUUUGACCCUCAGACUGGUACUUUGAAGACUCUUUGCAUUAUCUUUGACCAGGGCACCAUUGUUUUCCUCAGGGAACCCCUGUCAUUUGACGAAGCCAUUGAUAAAGGCUACCUUAACCCUGAAACAGGCAUGUAUACUGACCCUAACUCAAAGGAGGUUCUGAACCUGAAGGAGACCUGCCGCCUGGGACUCAUCGAUUCGGAGACCGUGCUGAUAAAGAACACUCGUAACCGACAACUGCUACAACCAGUGGAGGCAUGUGAGAUAGGAGCCGUUGAUGCAGAGAAGGGCAUGGUGUAUAAUACAGCCACCAGUCAUCUGCUCACUAUGGCUGCUGCUAUCGAGACUGGUCUGAUUGUUACCCCUCGCCGUGGUCUUGCCCUUCUUGAAGCUCUGGACUAUGGCCUCUUUAGUGUAGAAACGGGACGUCUGUUAAACCCACACCUGAAGCAACAUAUCACCCUGCAAGAGGCAAUAGCCUGUGGGCUGAUUGACAGCACCACAACCAUGGUAAAGUGUCCCUCCAGUGGCAACAUCCAAAGCAUGACUGAGGCUGUACGGAGUGGGGUACUCGACGAGCAGGGUGGCGCUGUGGUGGAUUCGACCUCAGGCACCCGCUACCUGCUUCCGGAGGCCCGCCGCCAGGGUUAUCUACUCACCGCGCAAGCGCGGCAAGCCAUGAUCGAGAAGUACAGACAGUGCGAUGCAACCAUUGUGGAUAUGGUGGACAGCGUAAAUGAGAUCGAGCGGCGCCUGGCAGAGCAAGAACCUGUCAGUGAGAAUCCAAAUGGUCUUCGAAACCAGAUCAACACAGUCAAGGCUAUCAAGGAUGAAUUGGAUGAAAUGUUCCGACCUCUGGGUACAUGCCUGGAUGGUGUGAGGCAGGUAGUCAACCAGGGUGGUGAUGUCUUGUCCCGUGAGGAGCUCGAGUCCCUGGACCAGGCUGCCACACUACUGAAGCAGCGCUAUGACCACUGUGUGGUUCAGGCUGACACUACACAUCGUCGUCUAACCACUGCCAUGGAAGAAUUUUCAAAAUAUGAAAAGGAGAUUGCACUCUUCCAGACUUGGCUGAAGCAAGCCACCAAGACUCUCCUGGAGAAGGAACGUCUUUGCUCAGACCUCAAUAAAAUCAAGAAUCAUGAACAAGGCUGCCGAGAUUUUCUGGGUGACGUCAUCGCCCACCAGGCUGACUUACGCUUCAUAACCAUGGCCACACAGAAAUUCCUGGAUGAAUCAAGUUUGUAUCUCCGCACUGUCAACAAUUUCCGCACCUCCCUGCCAGAGCGCUAUCCAUUGUUGCAGGCUGACCCAGACUCCAUGGUUCGUGAUGCAGCUGAUGAUGUCACUGCAGAAUUCAAGGACCUCCUUGCACGUGCCAAUAAACUUGUAGAUAAGGCAACCAGUGUGGGUAACAAACAACGUGAUUACACAGAAGCUAUUGAGAAAGCUACCCGUUGGCUCAAAGACACAGAGGUGAAGGUGGUUCGCAUUCUGCAAGAACCAGUUGGUGCUGACCCCAAGGGUGUUCAAGACCAAUUGGACAAGGCCAAGGCCAUUAAUAAUGAUGUUGUGGCACAGUCACGCUUGUUUGACAACUGCCGUGCAACAUCAGUGUCUCUGCUCCGUGCCCUGGAGGGAGAACUGGACGCCCGUGAGCAGGAGGCCAUUGAGCAUCCCCCAGAGGAGCUGUACGAACGCUAUGCGGAGUUGGCUGACCGUCUGGGAUACCGCUGCCAGGAACUUGAUACUGCCCUUGUCCAGUGCCAGGGUGUCCAGGAAGGCCUAGACUCUCUUAUGUCUUGGCUGAACAGCAUUGACCUGCAGCUAAAGAACGCCAGCAAGCCCGCCUCGCUAAACCGGGACCGUCUGGACGAGCAGCUCCGGGAACACCGUCAACUCCACGCCGACAUCAUGUCUCACCAGGCGUCGGUGGUGCAGAUCAACGACUCGGCUGAGGCUCUCCUCACCUCCGCCUCCAACGCCAGGGUCGCCAAGAAGAUUGAGACCAAGCUCAGGGAACUCAACACCAAGUUUGAAAAGGUGGUAGAAAAGUCAGAAUAUCGUGGCCAGCAUCUUGAAAUAGUAUCAACUCAGCUGGAUGCAUUCACUGUCUCUGUGGAACAUUUUGAGGAAUGGUACAUCGAAAUUGUUGAAAUUGUUGAAUCUCGGGAGGUCCUGUCUCUGGAUGUGGAAAGCUAUGCACGGAAGAUUGACGAAAUCGCUCGACAGCGUGAUUCACGGUCAGAUGACUUUGAUGGUAUGAUAAGGACUGGCAGGGAAAUGGUGACUAAGAAGGAUGUCACAGAUACUGCUCCAGUGAAGGACAAGAUCAAGAACUUGGAGGGUCAGUGGAAGGAACUUAAUGAUACAUUAGAUGAAAGAGCACGUAAUGGCAAGGAACGUUCAGAACAACUACUGGCAUAUGAACAGCUUCGUGACCGCUGCACACAGUGGCUUACAACCACAGAAAAUACUCUGGAUAAUGCUCAACCUGUUGGUUUGGACCAAGAAGUUGUCAAGAGGCAGGUUGAUGACUUGAAGCCACUCCUUAAAGAGUACCGUGAAUAUGGAACCACAUUUGACAAACUGAAUGAGCUAGGAAAUGCCUAUGAUGCACUGCUACGUGGAGAAAGGCCAGAAAGUCCAUCAAGAAGACGAUCGUCUGUGACUCCAGUGAAGCGCCCAUCCAUCACUUCGCCUCUAAAAUCUCCAGUGAGGCGAGUGUCACAAGACGCACGCAGUCCCUCACCAUCUCACAAGUUGAUGGGCUUCAACGGCUCUGGCCCCUUGUCUCCCAUCCCGGGCGGUUAUGCUAGCAGACGCACGUCACAAGAAGGAUUCCACCUUGAUGAUAUGAGUCCUAUUCAGAAGGAGCUGAUGCAGGUUAACAACCGGUAUGAUAUGAUUGGAAUGAGGCUUAAUGAUCGCCAGAAUGAAUUGGAUGUCAUGAAGGAUGAACUUAAGAAGUUGGCCGACAGCAUACGCUCUGUCACCUUGGCUCUAGAUAAGUCAGAACGCAGCAUGCCAAGAGAAGCAGUACCUACCACCAAGGAAGAAGCUGACAAACAUAAUAGACAGUGUAAGAGUAUUUUGGAUGAUCUACUUGAGAAACAACUUUCUCUUGACUCGCUGAAAAACCAGGUGACUGAGCUAAUCAAGAAGCGGCCAACUGCCCCAGGUGCUGACACUUUACAAGAUCAAGCAGACAUUCUCAAUGAUCGAUAUAGGGAACUACAGGGUCGUCUGAAGGAUCGCCUCACUUUCCUGGAACAUACAAAAGACUUCCUUGAUAGUUUUGACUCCCUCAACAACUGGCUUAAUUCUAAGGACAGAAUGAUGAGUGUGCUUGGACCAAUAGCCUCUGACCCUCGCAUGGUACAGAUGCAGGCUCAGCAAGUGCAGGUGUUGAGAGAUGAAUUCCAAGCACAAGAACCAAAACUGGGCGAUCUCAAUGAUGCCGGAGACAAGAUUAUCGGUGUAUGUGAACCAAAUUCAAUGGCUGCAAAGAAAAUCAAUGACAAGUUGGACAGUAUCAACAAUAAAUGGACUGAACUCAUUGGCCAACUAGAUGCUCGUGAUUCUGCCCUUAAUGCAGCUUCAGAUGCCAGCACAGACUUUUAUGAUAAUUACAACAAAUUACAUGACACACUUCUCAAGUUGGGUGAUGAUUUUGAUGAAGUUAAUGCCAAUGGUGCAGAUUCAGCUCAACAAAUCGAAGCCGUUAAUACCUUAGGAAAAGGAUUGGAGACGGCACGGGGUUCUUUAAUUGAUCUGGAAGGCCUUGGGGACCACCUUAUAUCUAUUUUGUCAGAUCCAUCUUCCAAGAAUGACAUAAAGUCUAAAAUAACUCAACUCAACAAGAUGUUUAACAACCUUGAAAAGAAGCUUGGCAAUCGCAAAUCUGAAUUGGAGGCAUCACUCAGAGAUGAAGAGAUGUUUGGCCAGCAAUGCCAGGAUAUUCAAGAAUGGUUAGCAGAUCAAGUGGCACACUUGAAAGAUCAACUAUUGGUUUCUGCUGACAGAGACACGUUAUCAAACCAAGUGGGUGAUUUUGAACCUAUUUACAGGGAUCUUAUGGCCAAGGAACAUGAGGUGAUCAUGAUGAUUAAUAAGGGCAAAGAAAUAGUUGCAAAAUCAUCUCGUAAAGAACUCAAUCGCCAGUUAUCAGAGACUUUAGAUGCUAUUAAGAAAGAGUGGGACAAUGUACGUAAGACAGCUGUAGAUCGCCGCACAAGACUUCAGAAGUGCAUGGAUACCUGUAACAAGUUCCACAGUUUACAGGACAAGUUCAAUCCUUGGUUAGAUAAGGCUGAGGAAAAGGCACAUAAUUUAGAACCUAUUGCCUUUACAAAGAAAGCAAUUGAUAAACAGAUUAAGGAAAUCCAAUCUUUCAAGAAUGAAGUGUCACGCCAUAGUGGAGAGUUUGAGAAUAACAGAACAGGCGGUGAAAAAUUUAUUUCAUGUACAGAUACUGAUCAUGAUGGAGUCCAUGACGCCCUUGCCUUUAUGAAAGAACGCUGGGAUCAACUGAAUGCAAUUGUUUUUGCACGUGCACAAGAUUUAGAUGAUGUUGCUGCCAAGUUGGUAGAUUUCAACGACAAAGCCAGAGAUCUCGAUCAUACUCUACAACGCUGUGGUGACAGGUUGGCUUCUCUUGAUACCCUUGCUGGAACAGGAAAGGAUGCAAAAUCUUUGGAGAGAAUGAAGGCUUUACUUGAAGAAACAGAUGCACUUGGUAAACAAGUAGACCAAGUGAAGAAUAAGGGUGAAGAUUUGUGUGGUGCAGCUGAAGCCCUUGGGUCUGAUGCUAAUCACAUUCAAGAUGAGGUUGAAAGACUUGCUGACCGUUAUGGUGAUUUGAAAGGCAAGUUGGAGGAUCGCUGUCAUGAUCUGGAAGAGGCUUCCCAGGCAGUUAAUCAGUUCGGUACACUUGUUAAAAAUAUGGGUCAGGAAUUGACUGGCUUGGAUGACGAGCUUGAUCGCAUGGGAUCUGUUGGACGAGAUGUAAAGACUGUCACUGGUCAAAUUGAUCAGCUCCAGAGUUUCUUGACUAAGGUUGACCAUAAGAAUGAUGAAAUUGAGGAUGCUAAGGCAGCUUUAGAAGACUUAGUCAGCCAAGGAUUCACCAAUACCAAUAACCGUACUGCUGAAGAUCAGAUUAAACAGCUUAGACGGCAGCUUAAGAAAAUCCAAGACCGUUGCGAUGUACGAGGCAAGGACCUAGAUACCGUUCUGAAAAAGCUUGAGAAUUUCUAUGGCAAAUACAACUCUGUCAUGGAUGACAUAAAUGAAGCAGACAAGGAUGGCGAGUCAUUCAAACCUGUAGGUGCAGAUGUUGACACAAUAAUCACUCAACAGGAAGAAUUCAAACAUUUCAAAGGGGAUAGGGUUGAGGCCCUUGGGAAGCAAGUAAAUGAAUGUAACAAACUAGGACAAGGUCUUAUUCAGAGUGCUGCUUCUGGAGUCAAUACCCAAGCUCUGGAAAAUGAUAUUGAUGGAAUGAAUGAAUUAUGGAACAAGUUGAAGGAGAUGAUUGGUGACCGGGAGAAGGCUCUGGACAAGGGCUUAAUGCAGUCUGGCAAAUUCCAGGAUGCUCUAGACAGUAUGCUGCAGUGGCUUGGAAACUUUGAGGAAAUGAUGGAGAACCAAGCAUCCAUCUCAGGAGAAUAUUCUGUAGUUAAAGCCCAAGCACAGGAGCAGAAGUUCCUAAGGAAAAUGCUCAUGGACCGCCAAAAUGAAAUGCAAGCUCUGCUUUCCAUGGGUCGUAAUCUGGCAGCUGAUCUGGAGCCAUCAGAGAAGGCAGCAGUGGAAGGACAGUUGGACGAUUUAAUAAAUCGUUUUGAUGAUGCCAAUGCACGAUCACAAGAGCGCAUGGAAGCUCUCGAAGAAACACUAAAGGUUGCAAAGGAAUUCCAAAAUAAACUCAAUCCUAUUACUGAAUGGCUAGACCGUACUGAAAAGAAGUUGAAGGAGAUGAGUACCGUACCAUCUGAUGAGGAAAAAAUACAACGACUACUUGAUGAGCAUGACAACCUUCAUGAUGAAAUUCUUGGACAGAAACCUGCCUUUGAUGAUCUCACUGAUGUUGCCACAGCCCUUAUGAGUCUCAUUGGUGAUGAUGAAGCCAAUGCUUUGGCAGACAAAUUACAAGCAACCACUGAUAGAUAUGGACAGUUAGUAGAAGACUCUGAAGUUCUCGGUCGCCUACUUCAAGAGUCCAAGAUUGGUCUACGUCACCUAGUACUUACGUAUGAAGAUCUGUUGUCCUGGAUGGAUGAAAUGGAGGCUAGACUUUCAAAAUACCGCAUUUUGUCAGUGUUUGUGGAGAAACUAUUAGAACAGAUGGAUGAAUUGACUGAUCUUGGAGAGGAGGUAGUUUCUCAUGAAAAGCAAGUAGCAGAGGUUAUGGAUGCUGGUUCCCACCUAAUGAAACACAUCUCAAGCGAUGAAGCUCUUCAACUGAAAGAUAAGCUUGAUUCCAUACACAGGCGUUAUAAUGAUCUUAGUGCCAAAGCUACUGACCUUCACAAAGCUGCUAAUGAGGCAUUGCCUCUUGUACAACAGUUCCACAGUGCUCAUGAGCGCCUUGGAUCUUGGAUGUUGUCUGUUGAAGGUCAACUCCAGAGCAUAGACUCGUCUGGUCAAGGGCCAUUGGAGGAAGAAAUAGAGAGGUUGGCUCAAGAAAUACAGGAAAACCGUCCAUUAGUGGAGGCAGUAAAUCUGGUUGGGCCACAGCUGUGUCAAAUUUCCCCAGGUGAAGGUGCUUCAAAUAUUGAGACUUUGGUAACAAGAGACAACAGGAGGUUUGAACAAAUUUGUGAACAAAUCCAAAGAAGAAUGGAGAGAAUUCACAUGUCCAAGCAGAGGUCACAAGAAAUCACUCAAGAUAUUGAUGAGCUUUUGGGUUGGUUCCGUGAAGUAGAAGGUCAGAUGCGUGAGGCUGAACCACCUAGUGUGGACCCUGAAGAAAUUAGAGUUCAAUUGAAAGAACAUAAGGCACUUAAUGAUGAUGUUGCCAGUCAGAAGGGACGAGUACGAGAUGUUUUGUCUAAUGCCAAGAAAGUACUGCGUGAAUCGCCACAUCAUGAAGACACAAGUGAGCUUCGAGAAAAGAUGGAUGAUCUUAAGGAAACUAUGGAAUCGGUUUCCAAAUUAUCAUCAGACAGAUUGUCUACAUUAGAACAAGCUUUACCUCUGGCUGAACACUUCUUUGAAACCCACCAUGAACUUGAUGAUUGGUUAACAGCAAUAGAAAGUGAGGCAAUGGUGAUGGAUACUCCUGCUCUUCGAGCUGAUAAAAUCAUUCACCAGAUGGAGAGGAACAAGACCUUCCUGCAAUCUAUUGGAGACCAUAAACCUCUUCUUGACAAACUCAACAAGACAGGUGGUGCUCUUCUGAAACUUGUUAAUGAUGAAGAUGGAUCUAAAAUCCAAGAGCUUUUGGAGAGUGAUAAUGAAAGAUACAAUGCCCUUAAAUAUGCUCUCCGUGAACGUGGUCAGGCUCUUGAGGAUGCUCUGCAAGAAACUAGUCAGUUCUCAGACAAGUUGGAUGGUAUGCUUUCUUCUCUAGCAGAGACUGCAGACCAGGUGAAGAAUGCUGAACCUAUCUCAGCCCAUCCCGAGAAGAUUCAUGAACAAGUGCAAGAGAAUAAUGGUAUUAUUGAUGAUCUUGACAGAAAGGAGUCUGCCUUUGUUGCUGUAAAGGCUGCAGCAGAGGAGGUUAUUAACAAAGCCUCACGAAAUGAUCCAGCUGUGAAGGACAUAAAGACAAAGUUAGAUCGCCUGAACAAGUUGUGGGACAUGGUACAAAUGGCAACAACACAGCGUGGCCAGUCCCUGGAAGAUGCACUUGCUAUGGCUGAGAAGUUCUGGGAAGAGCUACAGAAUGUCAUGACUGCUUUGAAGGAUCUUCAGGAAACACUCAAGGCUCAAGAACCUGUAGCAGUUGAGCCUCAGGCCAUCAAGCAACAACGUGAAGAACUAUCACAAAUAAAGAACAAGAUAGAUCAGACCAAGCCAGAAGUUGAACAAGUUCGUCAGACAGGCCGUGACUUGAUGACCCUCUGUGGGGAGGCUGAUAAACCAGAAGUCAAAAAGAACAUUGAAGAUUUGGAUUAUGCUUGGGACAAUGUCACUGCCUUGUAUGCCAAACGUGAAGAGAACCUAAUUGAUGCAAUGGAGAAGGCUAUGGAAUUCCAUGACACAUUAAGGAAUAUGCUGGAGUUCUUGGAGAAGGCAGAAGUUAAGUUCAUUGCAAUGGGUGCCGUUGCUGGAGACAUUGAAGCCAUCAAGGGACAGAUUACCCAGCUACAUAAGUUUAAGGAUGAGGUUGAUCCCCACAUGGUUAAAGUUGAAGCCCUUAACAGACAAGCUCAGGAGCUGAAGGAACGAACAUCACCUGAUCAGGCAGCAGCUAUAAUGGAACCUCUGGGUGAAGUCAACCGACGAUGGGAUGAGUUGCUGAAGGGUAUUGUUCAAAGACAGCGCAGCUUGGAAUAUGCACUUCUUAAGCUCGGUCAAUUCCAGCAUGCUCUUAAGGAAUUGAUGGUCUGGAUUGAGCGCACAACAAAGACUGUAGAUGACCUAAAGCCAGUGUUUGGUGAUCCACAAGUUAUUGAGGUAGAGUUAGCAAAGUUGAAGGUCACUAUAAAUGACAUCCAGGCUCACCAGUCUAGUGUUGAUACACUUAAUGAUGCAGGAAGGCAGCUAAUUGAGGCUGACAAGGGCUCUGAAGAUGCUUCCAAUACACACAAGAAAUUGACUGAACUAAACAUAAAGUGGAGUGAAUUACAAGAUAAAGCAAAUGGCAAACAGAAUGACCUAGAAAGUGCUCUGAGAGAAGCUCAGAUAUUUAGUGCUGAAAUUCAGGAUCUCUUGCUUUGGCUGGGAGAUAUUGAUGCAGCGUUGUCAUCCUCGAAGCCAGUUGGAGGUCUUCCAGAAACUGCAAAGGAACAGCUCCUUAGGUUUAUGGAGAUUUAUGAAGACCUGGAAGAGAACCGUUCUAAGGUAGAAAACACUCUUCAGCAAGGCCAGGAGUACCUUAAACGUUCUCGUGAAGGAGCUGCUACCAAUCUCAACCACAGUCUGCGCACCCUAAAGCAGCGCUGGGAAAGUGUCAUGAACCGUGCCAACGACAAGAAAAUCAAGUUAGAGAUUGCUUUGAAAGAGGCCAAAGAAUUCCAUGAUGCCUUGCAAAUAUUUGUUGACUGGCUUACAGAAGCAGAGAACUUAUUAAAUGCCCAGCAACCAGUUUCUCGUGUCCUGGAUAUUAUUCUUCAACAGAUUGAAGAACAUAAUAGCUUUAAGAAAGAUGUCACUGCACACAGAGAAGUAAUGCUUAGUUUAGAUAAGAAGGGAACCCAUCUCAAGUACUUCAGUCAGAAACAAGAUGUCAUCCUUAUUAAAAAUCUCCUUGUAUCUGUCCAACACCGCUGGGAGAAAGUUGUAUCCAAAGCAGCUGAAAGGACUCGUGCUCUGGAUCUAGGAUUUAAGGAAGCUAAGGACUUCCAUGACAACUGGAAUGAAUUGGUAACUUGGCUUGAUGAUGCUGAGAGUACACUUGAUGAUUUGGCAGCAAAUGUUGGAAAUGAUCCUGAAAAGAUCAAAGCCCAGAUUGCAAAGCACAAAGAAUUCCAAAAAGCUCUUGGGGCCAAGCAACCAUCAUAUGACAGCACUAUGAAGCAGGGUCGUGGGCUGCAAAAUAAGUCUCCCAAGUCUGAUGAAGAGACACUGAAACAGAUGAUGACUGACCUGAAGAAUAAAUGGAACAGUGUGUGCCAGAAGAGUGUUGAUCGUCAGAGGAAACUGGAAGAAGCACUCCUGUUUACUGGUCAGUUUAAGGAUGCUACCCAAGCUCUCUUAGAUUGGCUCAAGAAGGUUGAAUUAGGCCUUGUAGAAGAUGGUCCAGUUCAUGGAGAUCUUGACACAGUUAUGGCACUUGUUGAGCAACAUAAGGCCUUCUGUGCAGAAUUGAAGAACCGCUCUGUUCAAGUAGAAAGUGUGCGUCGUACAGCAGAUGAACUGUUAAUUAAGGCUAGUGCAGAAGAUGCUGCUACUAUUCGCUCACAAAUUACCGAACUCGUCAGUUCAUGGGAAAAAGUUGAAGUGGCAACAGAAGUUCGUACUAGACGCUUGGAGGAAGCCUUGCAGGCUGCUGAACAGUUACAUAAGGUUGUACACAUGCUCCUUGAUUGGCUGUCUGAUGCCGAGAUGAAGCUCCGGUAUGCUGGACCACUGCCAGGUGGUGAAGAAGAGACAAGACAACAAAUUGCAGAGCAUGAGGCAUUCCUGGCUGAACUGAAUCAAAAAGAAAGGGAGAAGGACGAUACAAUUGCAUUGGCCGAAGAAAUUCUUGCUAAAGCUCAUCCUGAUGGUGUUGCAACUAUUAAACACUGGAUUACAAUCAUCCAGUCACGGUGGGAGGAAGUUAUGGCUUGGGCCAGGCAGAGAGAGACCAGACUAGCAGACCACCUUAGGAGCCUCCGUGACCUUGCUGGACUACUUGAUGAACUCAUGCGCUGGCUUGUUCAGGCUGAGAACAACUUGACAGUCUUGGAAGCUGAGCCUCUACCUGAUGACAUCCCAGCCAUUGAGGGUCUCAUCACUGACCACAAAGAAUUUAUGGAUGAGAUGCAGAAGAAAGAACCUGAUGUUCUCAGUAUUUGCAAGCCAACCAAACCUCGACCUUCACUUUCACAACAAGGCAAAAAGCGCUCAAGAGCAUCUAUUGGUCGUGAGAGUGUGAGCCCAGGAAGAGAAUCUUCGCCUGAGUAUGAUUACCCAUCACGGCGUUCCAGUCGUAUCAGCCCAGAUCGAGAAUCCUCCCCAGGACCUAAAUCUCGAAAGUCCAGCCGUUCAUCACCGGCACGUGAGAUCACCCCCACUCGGGAAUAUCCUCGACCGUGGAUGUAUGGAGCAAGAACUACACCACCACGAGAGUCCUCACCCGGAGCCGAUCGUGAAAGAGACUGGCCUCUCACGCACUUGCGCUUUGCCACAUCCACACCAACGCCUUCUGCUGCUGCUACAGCAGGCGGGAGGAAGAGCAGCAAAGCUAGUGUACGAGAGGAACCCCAGAUCAAGAAUCCUCAAGCUCGUGCAUUAUGGGAAAAGUGGCAACAUGUUGGUUUCAUGGCAUGGGAACGUAUGAGGCGUCUUCAUGACAAGCUCAGUUACCUUCAUGAACUUGAGAAGCUCAAGAACUUCUCCUGGGAAGAAUGGAGAAAGAGGUUUAUGAAGUUCAUGAAUCACAAGAAGUCUCGAGUGACUGACCUAUUCCGUAAGAUGGACUCCGACAAUGAUGGAGCUGUUCCUCGUGAGGACUUCAUUGAUGGCAUCUUAAAGACAAAGUUCCCAACAAGCCGCCUAGAAAUGGGUACCGUGGCCGACAUAUUUGAUCGUAACCAAGACGGGUAUAUUGACUACCAAGAAUUCAUCGCCGCACUUCGACCCGACUGGGAACGCAAGGGACCUCUGACUGACGCAGAAAGAAUUGAUGAUGAAGUUCAGAAACAAGUUGCCAAAUGUACUUGUCGACAAAAGUUCAGAGUUCACCAAGUGGGCGAGGGCAAAUACAGGUUCGGAGACAGUCAGAAACUUCGAUUGGUCCGUAUCUUGCGAUCUACUGUUAUGGUUCGAGUGGGAGGUGGAUGGGUAGCUUUAGAUGAAUUCCUCGUCAAAAACGACCCAUGCAGAGUAUGUCCAUCCAUACCUGAAUUAGAGCAGGUUGGAGAUUUGGAACUUCAUGAGCAUGGGUGUCCCUUAAGAGGGAAGACGUCACCAGCCGGGUCCUGCCGUAGCUCCUCCAAGGGUCGUACCAAUGUGGAGUUACGUGAGCAGUUCAUCCUAGCGGAGGGCGUAUCUCAGAGCAUGACACCAUUCAAGUCCAAGCCUAGCCCCAACAGUUCAGUGUCAAGCCAGUCUGGCACUCCUGCCCAGCAGCGAUCCCAGUCCCUGCCCAACUCUGGGCCCAUUAUGAAGGUGCGGGAGAGAACAGCAAAAAGCUCAGCCAUGGGCCGUACUUCCUUCAGUGCUGGUACCCCAGACUCCUCAUUCAGUGAGGAAGGAGGAACCUCAUCUUUCCAAGGUGGUAAACGCAAGGCCUCUGCACCAGUCACCUCUCGCUCAUCUUAUAAUACCUCAGGUGAAAGUCAGCCAGGAAGCCGGACAGGGAGUCGUCCUCCAUCACGAGGCCCUGGCUCACGUCCAGGAUCACGUCCUCCAAGUCGUGCUGGCUCAGAAGUAUCUCUUGAUUCCUUUGAUGGAGGUCGCACGCCUAUGAAACGUACGCCUUCCUUUACAGGCCGCACACGUGCACCAUCUAGUCAGACUUCUGGGGUUCAGCGGUCAUCAUCUCUUAGAAAGGCCUCGGCCCCUGUCAAGUCCUCUACAGGCACUGUCAACGGUACAGGGACACGUGCCAUAUCUGUUUCUUCAAGGUCGCGUAGCAUGACAAGGACUCCAUCAGCAUCCAGUAUUCCAGUGGCUGUGGCAUCCUCAUCCAGGUUAUAUUCACCGACUCUCUCCAGUCGAUUGAAAGAGGCAGGAAUUAGGACCAAAAUCCCGGUUCUUGUGAGUCCUGCCUCUGAUUGGGAACGGACUAACUUAUCUGGCUCCACAUCUAACCUGAAUGUUGCGGGAACACCCCUCAGGUCCAGAACUUCAUCAACUACUAGUCUUAACUCCAAUCAUUCCACAAGCAAAAUCCCAACUCUGAGACAAAAAAUGUCCGCCACACAUACCACCACCACAUCCAAGACUUCCACCACAUCAAGGACUCGGACUCCUUCAGGUUCCAGCAGCACAGGUGGAAGUACUAAAAUUGUACGUAAGUCUUCAGCAGCCUCUGACACACCAUCUGGGGCAGCGAGAAAGACAGGAAUCGUGGAACCAAGACGUAAAUUAUGAACACACUAAAUUCCAAAAUGUGAAUGAAUGUGGCGGGAUGACCAACACAAGAUGUAAACAUUUUUCUUACAUGACACCCAACACAAGUGAACAUUCACAACCAACAAAAUGACAAUGUGUUUAAAAUACAUGUACAGUAGUGGAUGCAAAACAAUUGUGGUAACAGUGUAUAGUUAGUCACCACUUGGAAAUAUUCAUUGUACUGCUCAAGUUUUUGACUUGUUCAGUGCAUUAUUUGGAAAAAAGCUUUAAUUGAACUGAUCAUAGUAAUUAUUAAGAGAUCUCUUACACAAAAUUCAUCUUGUAUUUAUCAUUUCUAUACUUUUUUUUAAAGUAUUCGUGCAACUGGACAAGGAUUCCAUGAAGCAUUCACUUAUAAAAUAAAAUUGUUAGCAUAUGUGAUAACAUGACAGGGCAGGUCCUGUUGCCUGAUAAUGUGGCAUGAUUUGAUAUAUUGAGCCUAAAUAGUGCUUAGAUAAUAUUUGCAUUGUGAAAUUGGUUUUUAAACCCUAUCGAAGGUUCAUUAUAUCUAGUCUUGUCAUAAAAAGUGAUAUAUGUAGGGUAGUGCAAGCCCAUUUUUGAGAUUUCUCAGCCAUUCCACUCAACAUAUCUUGCUUGCUUGUGAAUAGGUUGUUUAUAUGCAAGUCUAUUAAGACAUGUUGCUUGAGAAUUUGAUUUUUUCUUUUUUCUAUUGGCAUAACUCUAAAUAUUCAUUGAAAAUAUCUCUCGUGAUGACAUUACAAGUUAUUGUCUUCUUUUCAUGCCAUGCUAAGUUAAUUUUUUCUCUCUUUUUACAUUCAUUGAACCAGUACAGAGAAGCUCAAGUCAGCAGAUAGAUUUACUCCUCUGGUUCAUAAUCUAAGGCUGUUCUCAAGUACUCACCAUUAACGCUUCAUAUCUAACUUGUCUAUGUGCGUAUCAUCCAUGCCUAUGUGGGGUAUUACAGGUUGCCAAAUUGCCACACCUUAUAAGAAAAUAUAUGUUGAUUUGCAACUUGGAGUACAGCAGGAGUUAAAUGGUGCUUUAUAGUCAUAUAGAAUUUAUACUAAACAAAUAUUGGUACUUUAAAUUGUUAAAAAUGAGCCUUGGUGGUUUCUUGCCUGUGCUAUUAUUAAAAUGCAACUGUGAUGAGAACAUAAGCUUGAUCCUCAGAUAGUACAACAGUUUUUUGUUUUUCCUAAUUGUAAAUAGGAAAAAAUAUUCUUGUAACACUAUCUAAGCUAAACAACAGCUGAUCUCAUUGCAUUGUUUUGAAAGGUAUCAUUCCUUGUGUACCAUACAGCCUGAUGUUUUGAGUUACACAGAAAAUGAAUUUGAGACAAUUGUCAGGUGGAUAUGACAGUUCAAGUGGCUCUGGGAAAAAAUGUAACCAAGGUGGGUGGGCAGUGCAAGGAGAGACAGGCUGGUUCCGGGUUCUUUUGAAAGCAAAUACCAUCGGCUUUCUUCUGGUCUUGUAUCCCCUUGCAUUCUUCACUCAUGUUGGUAAAUAUAUCAGUCAUUUAUUUUUUUUUGUUUUCUAACUCUUAACAGAAUUUUAAUUAGUAUAAAUUUCUUACUGUUGUCUGUGUUUUUGUUGUAUUGUUUGUAUAAAUCUUCGCUUUCAUGCUUUGUUAUAAGUUGUAAAUAAUAUGAUAAUGUAGAAGCCCCAUGAGAGAUUUAAUUAUAGGGCACAAAGUAAAUUUCAAUGGAACUAAGUGAAAUCAGAUGUACUAAAGUUCUUUUGUUUGAACAUACCGUACGUGACCAAUCAUCAUAGAAUAUUUUUUGUAUUUAAAUUGCUUAUGAUUAUACUAAUGCUUCGAUAAUAAAUGAGUAACGAAA